This is a messenger RNA of Bursaphelenchus xylophilus (pine wood nematode), 1535 nucleotides long. The record is from the annotation of a GenBank genome assembly. Lineage: Eukaryota; Metazoa; Nematoda; Chromadorea; Rhabditida; Aphelenchoididae.
AUGCAUGCUGACAGCCGGCUGACUCGAUGCGCAUUCCCCUUCCCAAGAAAAUGUUUUAAGAGCAAGUUCCGGAGGGUAUGACAAGUGGGGACAGGGCUGAUUCUUUUUUUAUUUUUAAAAUGUUUCGUAUUUUUCACUUUUAUUUUACUGUAUUCCGAAUAUUUCUAAAUAAAUAAAUUUUUUCAUGCCAAAAAUGGAUGAGCGCUUUAAAGUUUCAAAGGUCAAACCAAGUACAAAUCGAAAUUUCGACUGUAAAUUUUUUCAAUUUUUUGACACUGCGCAACAAUCAAUAUUUUGUUGACAUUUCGUCAAAUUUCGAAUGUUUUAUAUUUUUUGACACUUCGUCUAAAUUUAUAAUAGAUGUUGCGCUUCAGUAUUUCCGUGAUUUUCGUAUAAUUUUACGGUAAGUUUUGGCUUACAUUUCAUUUCAACACAUCAAAUAAUCUCAGUAAUAUCAUCUUUUGACCUUUAUUACCCCGUAUUUUCGUUUAUAAGAUUCAAUAAGAGCAAAACAGUGCUUAUUGCGGCUGCAGAAUGCCUUUGCUUUAUCUGCCGCUUGCAGAAUAAUUUCCCGCGUUAUCAGCACUUUUUUAUCUGCCUUCCCCGCACCUUCAACUUUCUCAUUUCAGCUCUCAGUUAUUUAUGCGGAUGACAGCGGCGAAUAAUUACAUUUGGGAAUAUUUCGAGAGAAAUGGAAAGAAUGCGACUUGUCGGCAUUGCGGGCAAGUUUACGUUGGAUACAAUCACAAUCGACUAAAGCAACAUCUCCUAAAUGUAAUAUCUGAUACGUUUAAUUCGUUGAAGGAGAGCUUUCCGUAUUAAUUUAAUAUUUUUAGAUCUGUAAGCAUGUCCCACCUGAGAUCCGUGACAAUUUCCUUCGGGAGACGGCCGCAGCCAUAACCUCGUUGAUCUUCGGUGCUAAAGAAGAGUCUCGAGAGCCCCCUCCUACGCUAGUCGAGGUCCCAUAUAUUACUAACCAAUUAAGCAAUCAUAAUUCAUCCCAUGGACAAAAUCAGCAGCCAAGUACCUCGCGGAUUUCGAAUCAAAUUGAUGUGAAACAAAAAGCGGAUGAGACUCUGGCUAAGGUAAGAUAAUGUAAUGGCUUCUGGGAUGUAAAAAAUUAGCUGAUUGUAAAUCAAUUCAAGUUUUCCCGCUCUUCCGGUAUUUGAGCAACAAAUUAACCUUAUAUUACCUUGUACAAUAUGUAUUUUCAGGCUAUGCUUUCCUCUGGCGUUCCCCUCGAAUUCGUUGAGAAUCCCAAGUUCAAGAAAUUCCUGAAACUUUUGAAUCCAACCUAUCAUCCACCUGAAGCCAAACAACUACUCACCCCGAAUGUAAUCAAAGACCUCAAGAAGACUGCCAAAAGUCUGAUCGACUCCGCCCAUCAUGUAACCAUCACCUCAAAUGCCCCAGGCCAAUUCUCGAUAACCGUCCAUUCCGAGUCCCCCACAAAGGAAUUGAUUAUGAAGCACGAGCCAAAAGAGAUGGAUAUUCUGGAGGAAAUGGAAUCAUUCCAUCAGAAUCAUGUCCAAUGA